AUGCGUGUCUCCCUACCCACUAUCCUUUCCUCCGUGCUCUGCACUGUUUUGGUUUCAUCUCAGGAGAUCAACCCCAAUCUCGACACGUACACCACAAAAUGCGUCAAAAAUUAUGGUAUUCCACCGCCCGGAGCCGAAAGUAUUCCCGGCUCUUUCUCCAAUACUGACUGUGCGAAUGACGCCGGGGCACGGGGCGCCGUGGAGGUUGCUGUAAACAAACUCAAGAUUGAUUUUGUUUACGGUGUCACUCGGCAGGUUGUGGCUGGUACCAACUAUGUCGUCUUUGUUGUGAGUAAUGGCCCCUAUGUACGUGAGCAGGGCAUCCCGGCGAUGCUGAUAUAG
Aspergillus nomiae NRRL 13137 is the source of this 342-nucleotide messenger RNA. RefSeq lists its product as uncharacterized. NCBI's taxonomy places the organism in Eukaryota, Fungi, Ascomycota, Eurotiomycetes, Eurotiales, Aspergillaceae. The record is from RefSeq and is a predicted model, not a curated record. The coding region runs from base 1 to 342 and encodes 113 amino acids. The transcript has a single exon.